Eublepharis macularius is the source of this 2493-nucleotide messenger RNA. It is a transcript of the gene TOR2A, whose product is annotated as torsin family 2 member A. Lineage: Eukaryota; Metazoa; Chordata; Lepidosauria; Squamata; Eublepharidae. The transcript is spliced from 5 exons. Gene Ontology annotation, cellular component: nuclear envelope; endoplasmic reticulum; endoplasmic reticulum lumen. The record is from RefSeq and is a predicted model, not a curated record. The coding region runs from base 96 to 1049 and encodes 317 amino acids. Gene Ontology annotation, molecular function: ATP hydrolysis activity; ATP binding.
GCUGCCUUGGCGAGGAGGGCGGCGGGAGCGGGCGGGAGCGCACGGGGCCGAGCGCCGCCUCCUCCUCCCCCGUCUCGGGCGGGCGGGCGCGCGCAAUGGGGAGGGGCCGGGUCCUGCUGGCGCUGCUGCCCCUGCUGGGGCUGGCGUGCCCGGGAGCCCCCUGGGAGCUGGGCGCCGGCUGGCAGUGCAGCUUCUCGGCCUCCUGCGAGUGCGACUUCCGGCCGGACUUGCCAGGUCUGGAAUGUGAUUUAGCUCUCAACCUGGUUGGCCAACACUUGGUGAGACAGCUUGUCGUGAAAGGGGUGAGGGAAUUUGUGCUCAGUCACGCUCCUGUCAAGCCUCUGGUGAUGUCGUUCCACGGCUGGACUGGCACGGGCAAAACGUAUGUGAGCUCUCUCCUGAUCCGCUACCUCUUUCGUGCUGGGCUUCGCAGCCCCUACGUCCACCAGUUCUCCCCAGUGGUUCACUUCCCUCACGCAGAACACAUCGAACAGUAUAAGAAUGACCUGAAGAAUUGGAUCCACGGGAAUUUGACACGCUGUGGCCGAUCGCUCUUUCUCUUUGAUGAGAUGGAUAAGAUGCACCCUGGCUUGAUUGAUGUGAUUAUUCCAUUUCUGGGACCAUCUUGGGUUGUGUAUGGAACCAAUUACAGGAAAGCGAUCUUCAUUUUUAUUAGCAAUGCUGGAGGGGAGCAGAUUAACCAAAUUACCCUGGACCUCUGGCGAAUCCGCAAAGACCGGGAGGAGAUCAUCCUUCAGGAUCUAGAAGCAUCCAUUCUGGAAGCUGUUUUUGAAAAUCCCAGAAAUGGAUUUUGGAAGUCUGGAAUAAUUGAGCAACACCUGAUUGACCUCCUGGUACCUUUCCUUCCUCUGAAGCAGCACCACGUGAAGCAGUGUGUGGCAAACGAGCUUGCCAGCCAAGGCCUGCAGGCACAGCCAGAUGUCAUCCAGGCAGUUUCUGAGAGCAUCCCUUACUUUCCAGAAGAAGAAAAAGUCUUCUCGUCUACAGGCUGCAAAAUGGUGGCUUCACGUAUUCCCUUCUUCCUCUGACCUGUCAGGAGGUGUUUUUUGCUUGCCUGCAAAAGCUACACUAGACUCAUAAGUUUACUCAGAACAGACGGAUAUCAUAUUUGGAUUCUGAAAGUUCAGCCCAAGACCACCUGUCUGGUCAUCGUGAUCUGCUUCAGGACCAAAGAUGAGACUUUCCAGAGCAGAAAACUAAACUUGAUCAGAAAACUAAAAUGCACUUUAUGAACUUUAUACUUUGCCCUGAGCCCUGUGGUGAGGUGCUCUUUUGUGCCAAGGAAAAGGGGCCAUGGCCUCUCCAAACAGAAUCUUGGCUGCUUCUAUAGCAUUUUAGAGACACUUUUUCGCAGACAGCUAUCAAAUUAUGCUUCCUUACCACAGCACAAGUGACUUAAUUUUUUAUGGGCUCUGAAAUCUUACUUCUACAUUUUAAAAACACACUGUGACAGCGUUGAUGUUCUAAAAACUACAGCCCACAUUGGGAUGUCAUUUUGAAUGCCUUUAAAUAUACGGGUUAGACUCUCUGGGGUAAAUUUAAAAUGGUUGCCUUCCAGGUCUGUAUUCCUCAUUGUAAUUAGGUGCUAUCUGAAGAUAUUUUUCCAAUGGCAGCUACCUCUAGUAUAAGUGAAUAGAACCGGCUAUGUCGGCCAGUGAUGGGUAAGCCUAGGAAUAGAUCUCUCACUGUCUUGGGAUUCUGGUUUCAAAUCAUGUGCUUCUCAUAGGGACUAUGGCUUAGUGGAAGAACAUCUGCUUUGUACACAGAAGGUCCUAAGUGCAAUCCCUCCAACUAAAAGUACGGCCACUAGGUGAUGUAAAAGACCUCUAUCAGAAACCCUGGAAAGCCGCUGUGCAUCUGAGUAGACAGCACCGAGCUUGAUGGAGCAGGAGCCUGAUUCAGCAUGAGGAAGCUUCACGUAUGAUGUGUGGGGCAUCAGCCAGGGAAAACUCAAAACAAUCUCUUUUAUAUUUCCUUUUCUGCUCGAGAAAGAACUGGGGUCUCUGUUUCGAUUUUGCUACUUUGCUGUUCCCAAGUCAGAAAAGGCACUGGAGUAUUACUGUGCUGUGCAGUGUACCCGAGAUAAUCAUAGAAGUCUUCUCAGACUGUGCUUAGGAGGAUUGUUGACUGUGCUUCAGUGCCAUUGUGCUGGGACUGUGCGCAACUAAGCAUACAGUGUUCAAUCUGUCAUUUAAUAGUUGGCAGAAAAAGUCCUUGGUGGAAGCUGUUGGAACAGACUGGCAUCUCUGUAUGGGCGCACAGGGGGAAAGGGGGGUUGUCAUGUACUGUAAAGCUCUCUGACAAUAUUUUUGCUAGUUAGGGUGAUGAUCCUUUGAAAGCUUCGGCCAGAAUUCCUAGACAGCCCCUCACCUGCUCAUGAAGUUUUAUGGGUCAACUCGGCUGAGGAAACGAGAACGUUUUCUGUGUUCAAAAGUUUGUUUUAAUUUAUAUAAAUAAAAAGGUUAAAAGACA